This is a messenger RNA of Phaeodactylum tricornutum CCAP 1055/1, 579 nucleotides long. It is a transcript of the gene Trx-h2, whose product is annotated as thioredoxin h. The transcript is spliced from 2 exons. Gene Ontology annotation, molecular function: protein-disulfide reductase activity. The coding region runs from base 55 to 552 and encodes 165 amino acids. The record is from RefSeq and is a predicted model, not a curated record. Lineage: Eukaryota; Bacillariophyta; Bacillariophyceae; Surirellales; Neidiaceae.
UCCCAAAUAUUCUCUUUCUCGCGGUUCCCCCGCAUAGACCUAAGGACAAUCAAGAUGCGCUCAUACCUUCUAGUAGCAGCUGUUAUGCUGUACGGAACCUUUAUGACGGGAGAUGCCGUUCAAGGACCCGCCCCCGCAACGAAAGCUCCCUCCAGUUGUGCAGCGGUGGACGACACCACUUUGUUCGGCGUCGUACAGCGAGUACCGGCGCUCUCGGUACGAGGUGGACAAGUCCACGAACCGGAGAGCUUGGCAGAUGUCGAUGCGCUUGUCCUGAAAGCGGGAUCGGAAGGAAAGCUGGUGGUCAUUGAUUUCUCGGCUACCUGGUGCGGUCCCUGCAAGAUGAUUGCUCCGCUCUUCCAACAGUUAUCGGAAGCGAUUCCCGGGGUGGUCUUUAUCAAAAUUGACGUCGACGAGAACCCCGACACGGCUGCCAAAUAUAACGUGUCGGCCAUGCCAACCUUUGUGUUUCUUAAAAGCGGUGAAGUUAUUGAUCGUCUAAUGGGAGCGAAUCCGGCACGUUUGCAGGAAUUGAUCGAUGAACACCAGUAACUAAUGUAAGGAUAUGGAUGUGUAGCU